Molecule: messenger RNA, 1575 nt
Organism: Loa loa (African eye worm)
Lineage: Eukaryota; Metazoa; Nematoda; Chromadorea; Rhabditida; Onchocercidae
Product: oxidoreductase
Exons: 9
Coding region: 145-1296 (383 amino acids)
Source: RefSeq, a predicted model, not a curated record
CAAUGAUAUAAUGAAAUUAGUUGUUUUAUGACAUCGUUUCUGACCGAUCGUGGAUGCAGAUGUUGAGUUUAUUGCUUGAUCGAGACUAAAGGUUGGCAGAAUGGGGGCUAGCUUGUAAAUGGAAAGUGGUUUGCAGGAGUACUGAUGUACAUUCCAAAAUGGACGAGAAUAAGGGUAUCAAAAGGAUGGAUGACGGUACUUGCCGCGAGUGCAGGUGCCAGUGGAACCUACUACAGUUAUUUUCACGGCAGACCACAUGAUAAUUACAAACUUGAGCAUGAUUUGGCUAAUAGAACAUACAUCGUUGUGGGUGCUUCUUCUGGUAUUGGCAAAGAAGCAGCAAAAGAACUGGCAAUGCGAAAAGCGAAAGUGAUUAUGGCUUGUAGGAAUAAUCGCAAAUGCAUUGAAAUUCGCCGAAAUUUAGUAAUUGCAACGAAAAAUAUGGAAAUUUAUUGUAGACGUUUAAAUUUGGAUGACUUUGAUUCAGUACGAGAGUUCGUUCUUAAACUUAACACAGGUAAAGGAAAUAUUAAACAAAUCGAUGGUGUACUGUACAGUGCUGCUACCACAGAAUCUACUCGCCAAACGAAUAAGCAUCAUAUCGAGCGCACAUUUGCGACGAAUCAUUUGGGACCUUUUCUGUUAACAUCAUUAUUGUAUGAUCGAUUGAGGAAGCAGUCAGGUCCGGUUCGCCUGGUGUUUUUGAAUACUUCAGAUAUAAAACUAAACGAGUUAAACUUUGGCGAUUUAAAUUCGGCAGACUUAACGAAGUGGCAAGAAUCUCCUGAGGAAGCCAGGAAAGAUGUUUACUAUCAAAGUAAACUUGCUUUGACUCUUUUCGUGAAGUUGCUAUCAGAAAAGGUUAGAGACACAAAUUUACGAGUUACGAUGGUUGAUCCAGGUAAUACGAGAACUGACCUAUUUUAUCGUUUGGAAGCAGCCGAUGACCGAAUAUUUUUUGUACGAUGGUAUAAGUCUUUGAAAAGGUGGGUUUAUGGACUCGUUGCUGCGCAAUCAGUUAGUGAUGCCACUCGUCCCGUAUUAUAUGCACUUGUGGACGAAAAGAUGGAGAACGUGAACGGAAUUUUCAUCAACUCACUUAGGACCGAACUGCCAUGGCAUCAUUUGGCGUCAGAUGAGAAAAUUCUAAAUAAGCUGUGGCUAACUAGUGCUAAAUGGACAGAAACUGGUGUACAUCUGGAACGUCUUCAGCAAGAUUUAAAGAAAUCGAAAUCCCAGGAAACAGGUGCAACGCAAAAGGUGAAAGCUGGAAUAAGUUGGUUAUCGUGGUUUUGAUGAAAACUUGUUAAUAGUUUUCCUAUCAUUAAGUCUGUAAGGUAAGUGUCGAUAAGAGAGUUCAAGAUGUGUUAAAAUGAUGAACUGAAGCAAACAGCUAUAUGAUUUGAAUAUUCAUGAUUCGCCUUCAUGGCUUUAACAGGAGUAUGAAGCGAUUAUUAUAAUUUGUUGUUGUUACAUUGUCGCAUAUAUGAAUAAACUCCCUGUAAAGUUUUUUUCCUCUUGCUACGGUCUUUCAAAGGGAAUUAAUCUGAACUAAACUUCUCAGGUUUGUGAUGA